GCAGUGGCGGGGAGAACAGUGCAAAACAAGAGGCUGGGGAUUGCGUUAGAGGUAAACCAUUUCGCCGCAGGAGCCCCUGAGUGAGGAGGAAGCACCGCGCCGGACUCCGUGUAGAACCCGAGGAGCUCCUAUAGCAGGUAGCGAGAAGCGGGUCAGGAUGGGUAAAGGAGACCCCAACAAGCCGAGGGGCAAAAUGUCCUCCUACGCCUUCUUCGUGCAGACGUGCCGGGAGGAGCACAAGAAGAAGCACCCGGACUCCCCCGUAAACUUCGCCGAGUUCUCCAAAAAGUGCUCGGAGAGAUGGAAGACCAUGUCUGCAAAAGAAAAGUCCAAGUUUGAAGACCUUGCAAAAGGAGAUAAAGCUCGGUACGAUCGGGAGAUGAAGAACUACGUUCCUCCCAAAGGUGAUAAGAAAGGAAAGAAAAAGGAUCCGAAUGCCCCCAAAAGACCGCCAUCUGCAUUCUUCCUCUUCUGUGCUGAACAUCGUCCAAAGAUCAAAAGUGAGCACCCAGGCCUUUCUAUUGGAGAUACUGCUAAGAAAUUGGGGGAACUGUGGUCUGAGCAGUCGGCCAAAGACAAACUACCUUAUGAGCAGAAAGUUGCUAAACUAAAGGAGAAAUAUGAGAAGGAUAUUGCAGCAUAUCGUGCCAAGGGCAAGGGAGAUGUAGGAAAGAAGGGCCCUGGCAGGCCAACAGGAUCUAAGAAGAAGAAUGAACCUGAUGAGGAGGAAGAAGAUGAAGAUGAGGAAGAUGAGGAUGAGGAGGAUGAUGAUGAAGAGUAAAUGAAUAUCCUGCUGUAAAGAUUUUUUGUGUGUGAUGAAACUCAUUGUUUUGCUAAGAAUGUGAACUCAAGUGCAGCUCAUUGUUAGCUUCAGUAUAAAAACUGUACAGACUUGUGUAUAGGUAAACGUGAUUGAUUCUUUGUAGGGAGAACCUCUAUUUUUUAAUGUAAGUAGGAGCUUUUGAGGGGCCACUCCAGAUAGAUUUUAAAGCUUCUGAUGUUGAAUGUUUCUGCAUAUUUAAUGGUUUCUUUUGAAUUUCUUGAACAGUGUAUUGUUGUAGUACAGUAAAGCCCUAGGAAGUAGUAUCAUAGCAAAUCUUAAGUUUUAUAGAACGUUACAUUUUGUUUUUCUAAGAUAAAAUAUUUUGUAAUAAAAUGAUGUACAUUA
Messenger RNA from Trichosurus vulpecula (common brushtail), 1168 nucleotides. It is a transcript of the gene HMGB2, whose product is annotated as high mobility group box 2. NCBI's taxonomy places the organism in Eukaryota, Metazoa, Chordata, Mammalia, Diprotodontia, Phalangeridae. Gene Ontology annotation, biological process: regulation of transcription by RNA polymerase II. The transcript has 5 exons. Gene Ontology annotation, molecular function: DNA binding, bending. The record is from RefSeq and is a predicted model, not a curated record. Gene Ontology annotation, cellular component: nucleus. The coding region runs from base 158 to 781 and encodes 207 amino acids.